AUGGUGCCAAAGUCAUCUUUGUCAAAGUGGAUCGAUAAAGCAGUUAAGUUAAACGUUUGUGAGCUUGACAUAAACGUUCAACUGUUUGAUCUUCCCCUCAGCCUCUUCACUUGCAAGACGCUCACAAAUCUAAAAGUAUUUGCGAGAUAUCGUAAUUUUGGGGUUUUAAAUGUUCCACCUCUAGUCAUACUUCCUUGUCUGAAAACCCUCGACAUUAGUGUUCAUAGUAAACGUCUUGUGAAGGCAUUCAGACUCAUCAAUGGAUGCCCGGUGCUUGAAAGUUUAUCUCUGUUAAUAUUACCGCAGGAAGUCGGGGACUACAAUUUCAACAUCCCUACUUUGAAGAGACUGGAACUAAGAACAAAUGAUUUCAUAUCUAGACACAAAGUUGUUUUGAAUCUCCCUAAUCUUGAAUACCUCUAUGUCGAUGGGAUGUUAGGUUCAAAUUUUGUGAUGGAAGAUUUAUCAUCUACAAUUUCCGAUUGA
This is a messenger RNA of Lactuca sativa (garden lettuce), 486 nucleotides long. RefSeq names its product putative F-box/FBD/LRR-repeat protein At5g25850. NCBI's taxonomy places the organism in Eukaryota, Viridiplantae, Streptophyta, Magnoliopsida, Asterales, Asteraceae. The record is from RefSeq and is a predicted model, not a curated record.